Messenger RNA from Helianthus annuus (common sunflower), 882 nucleotides. RefSeq lists its product as uncharacterized. The record is from RefSeq and is a predicted model, not a curated record. The transcript has 5 exons. Gene Ontology annotation, biological process: telomere maintenance; DNA repair. NCBI's taxonomy places the organism in Eukaryota, Viridiplantae, Streptophyta, Magnoliopsida, Asterales, Asteraceae. The coding region runs from base 1 to 882 and encodes 293 amino acids. Gene Ontology annotation, molecular function: DNA helicase activity.
AUGGUACACAAACAUGCCUUUGAAGCUUUAGAUAGGACGAUGACCGACGUAUUUUCGGAAGGUAGGAGUAUUCGUUCGGAUAUUCCUUUUGGAGGUAAAGUUAUUGUAUUUGGUGGUGACUUUAGACAAAUCCUACCUGUUAUUCCUAAUGGUACUAGACAAGAAAUUAUCAGUGCAUUUUUAAGCUCUUCAUACAUAUGGUCAAAAUGCAGACUGUUACGGCUGACUAAAAACAUGCGUCUAACUAUUGGAGCUGAAAGUUCAAAUAUGGAGUCUAUCAGAGAAUUUGCAAAAUGGCUUAUUGAUAUUGGUGAAGGAACCGUUGGAGAUGAUAAUGAUGGUGACGCCAUUAUAGAGAUACCAGAUGAUCUACUAAUCACCGAUAUUUGUGACCCGAUACAAAGUUUAAUUGACUUUGUAUAUCCUUCAAUUAUUGAACAAUCUAGGAUUCCUGGAUUUUUUCCGGAGCGAGCAAUUCUAGCACCCAAAAAUGAGGUAGUUCAUGAAAUUAAUGAUCGAUUGCUUUCGUUAUUUCCUGGUGAUGCGAAAGAGUAUCUGAGUUCUGAUAGUAUAUGUCAAACUGAACAAAUUCUUUAUUCUUUUCAAGAAAGCUUAUACUCAACAGAAAAUCUGAAUGCUCUUAAGAUUUCUGUCUUGCCUAAUCACAGAUUAGUUCUUAAAGUUGGUGUUCCUGUGAUGCUUCUUCGAAACAUUGAUCAACAGAAAGGGUUAUGUAAUGGUACAAGGCUUCAAAUUACUUUUCUUGGUAAACGAGUUAUAGAAGCUGAAGUAAUAUCUGGUGGUUUUAUGAUGUAUACCACAUUUGUCAAGUUUCUUGAUAACCCAGAAUCUUUGAAACUGGAGGAUUUGGUUUUACGGUAA